Nymphalis io (European peacock) is the source of this 624-nucleotide messenger RNA. RefSeq names its product ubiquitin-40S ribosomal protein S27a (gene RpS27A). Gene Ontology annotation, biological process: translation; protein ubiquitination; modification-dependent protein catabolic process. The coding region runs from base 81 to 548 and encodes 155 amino acids. Gene Ontology annotation, cellular component: cytoplasm; ribosome; nucleus. Gene Ontology annotation, molecular function: structural constituent of ribosome; ubiquitin protein ligase binding; protein tag activity. The record is from RefSeq and is a predicted model, not a curated record. NCBI's taxonomy places the organism in Eukaryota, Metazoa, Arthropoda, Insecta, Lepidoptera, Nymphalidae. The transcript is spliced from 4 exons.
GUUGAGCUUAUCUGAUAUUGUCUAUGCUCUGUGUCAAACUUCCUUUUCCUUGUGGCAUGGUGUCGGCAUAAGGAACCAAAAUGCAGAUUUUCGUGAAGACCCUCACGGGCAAGACCAUCACUCUUGAGGUCGAGCCUUCUGAUACCAUCGAAAAUGUAAAGGCUAAAAUUCAAGACAAAGAGGGAAUCCCCCCAGACCAGCAGAGAUUGAUCUUUGCCGGUAAGCAGCUGGAAGAUGGUAGAACACUAUCUGACUACAAUAUCCAGAAAGAGUCCACACUUCACUUGGUGCUGAGACUACGUGGUGGAGCCAAGAAACGCAAGAAGAAGAAUUACUCCACACCCAAGAAGAUCAAGCACAAGAAGAAGAAGGUCAAACUAGCAGUACUUAGGUUUUACAAGGUCGACGAGAACGGCAAGAUCCACCGCCUGCGGCGCGAGUGCACGGGCGAGCAGUGCGGCGCGGGGGUGUUCAUGGCCGUCAUGGAGGACCGCCACUACUGCGGCAAGUGCCACUCCACCAUGGUCUUCAAGGAUGACGACAAAUGAACCGCCUAGCCUUAAGUCGCGCUCCGACUGCUGUGUAUGAUGGAUUUAUAAUAAAUCUUGACACAGUGUCAGAGUA